GGCUGCGUGUCCUUAGGCUGGCGCGGGGUUACGUCGCACGCCAGUGGUUGCAAACUCCGCGCACGGUUUGGCUUAGAGCCCGCGCUUGUCGACAGCUGGGGUGAGCACUGCUACACGGUAGCGUGAAAAGUGCAAGACGAGGUGCGAGCUAGCGUCCUGUAACACACUAGUACGGGUUUUCCGGCCAAAAAACCGUGGACAGCGGGCCAGCCAACGCGCAAACACGGAAACGAACAAGCAGUAAUCGCUUUCUCAAAAUAGCCGCAGCCAUGUUGCGCCUCAGCGUGCUCGCCGCGAGCCUCUUUGCGGCCGUCCAUGCUGAUGUCUCAUUCACCCCAGGACCGGGCUUGAAGAAGAACCCCGACGGGUCGUACAGCCGCACCUACGACGCCCAGGCGGAAGGGGCGGCGGCAGGUAGUAGUGGUGAAGGCCUGCCCGCCUGGCAGAACGCGCUGCUCGUCGCCGCUGCGGCCGCCGCGUCCACGUCAGUGCAUAAAUGAAUCGUGAUCUCCACGCCAUCGACGCGACGCCAGCUCGAUGGCGUGACAGUGUGGGUCUCGUAAACUCGACUCACUGGUUGAUUUGCGCACAGGUUCUACUGCUAUAACACCGGCCACCGACCGCAGAUGCCGCGAAUGCCUCAAAGGGCAGCGCGACCCGCACCGAAGGCCAGCGCGCGCGACGUCGACGAGGCGCGCGCGGCGCGGCUCGCACGGUUCACGGGCGACGGCCCGGCGCAAAACCAGGCUGCCUUCGAGGCCGCCCUCGCGUCGGCCGCGCCAUCCGCUCCGUCGACGACGGCCGCGUCGAAGGCGUCCGCGCCGGCGGAGAAGCCGCGCAUGGCCACGCUGGGGACGCUGGCGCAGCGCGACGGAAAGGACGAUCCCGACGAGUUCUUCGGCGGCGAUAGCACGGCGCAGUACAAGUAGGUUCCCGUCGUCGCGAGUAAUGUGUGCCUUUGUCGUUACGUACAUCUGCC
Pelagomonas calceolata is the source of this 979-nucleotide messenger RNA. Lineage: Eukaryota; Pelagophyceae; Pelagomonadales; Pelagomonadaceae. The record is from the annotation of a GenBank genome assembly.